This is a messenger RNA of Micromonas pusilla CCMP1545, 1596 nucleotides long. RefSeq lists its product as uncharacterized. The transcript has 3 exons. The annotation marks the transcript as partial. Lineage: Eukaryota; Viridiplantae; Chlorophyta; Mamiellophyceae; Mamiellales; Mamiellaceae. The record is from RefSeq and is a predicted model, not a curated record.
GGCGACGACGCGAAGCCGUUCGCGUCGAGAGAUCGCGACCUGUACGCGAACCUGAACGUGUCGCGCGACGCGAGCGCGGACGACAUCAAGCGCGCGUAUCGCGCGCUCGCGCAGGUUGCCCACCCGGACAAGCACUUCUCUCCGGCGUCGCGCGAGGCGGCGUCCAAGUCGUUCAACAAGCUGAACGAGGCGUACGAGAUCUUGUCGUGCGCGGACCGACGGCGCGUGUACGACGUUUACGGCAUGGCGGGUCUGGAGGCGGGUCUGGAGAUCGGACAUCGGAACAAGACGCUCGCGGAGAUCACGGACGAGUUCGAACGCGCGAGGGCGAAGGAAGCGCGGAAGCGCGCGGAGGCGAAGCUGAACUUCCGCGGGACGUACGGCUUCAGCUUCAGCGCCGCGCACCUCGUGGACGCGGACAUCGCGCGGCGCAGAGAAGCGCUCGCGGCGAAGAGGAACGCGCAGCUGUCGCCGUUCGACGGCUCCACGGCGGCGUUCAUCGGCGCGCAAGGGCAGAUGGUCAGAGGCAUGGGCGCGGGAGGGCUCAUCUUAGGGAUGCGGAGCCAGCUGGACGAGCACACGAGCGCGGAGUGCGUCGCGGUGACGGGCUCGAAUCAGUCCGCGGCGACGGCGUCCGUCUCUCGCGCGCUCUCCGAGCACUCGUCCGGGACGUUGACGUACUCGCUGACGCAGCGAGGGAUAGGCCUAGAGGUUGGCGCGCAGAGGGUGUUAGGGAAGUACUCGAAAGGGCACUUGACGUGGAACGUCGGCCCGGUGGGGGGGAUGACGACGGGGAUGCAGAGAGCGAAGGAGAAGCACGCGUGGAAGUUUGACGUCUCCGUCGGACCGCAAAACGCGGGCGUCGGCGGGUUCAUCUCGCGCAAGCUGUCGAAGAUGAGCACGUUCCGUCUCGGCGUUCGGAUCGGCAGCGCCGCGAUGGACGUCGACCUGAUGUGCGUCAGGAAAAUCAACCAGGAGACGAGCGUCGGGUUCAGCGUCAGCUUGGGGGUUCGCGGCGCGCACUGGAAGUUUCGAUUCACGCACAACGGGCAAAAGUUUCUGCUCCCGGUGCUCAUCUCCCCGAGACUGACCCCGACGUUGGCGCUGUGCGCGGUGACGAUCCCGACGAUCGUCAUCGCGGCGAUGAAGACCUACGUCGUCGAGCCGAUCGCGACGCGGAAGGUGGAGGCGAAGCAGAGAGCGCUGAGGGCGAAAUACGCGGAGAGGGUGAGGGAGAGCAAAGCGGAAGCCGCGAACACGGCGGCGCUGUUGUUCGACCAAGCGGAGGCGCGCACGGCGAGGGAGCGCGAGAACGGCGGGCUCGUGAUCGAGUGCGCGGCGUACGGGCACUUCCCGGAGCGCGGGCCGCCGAGGAGUUUGGACGAGCCGCCGACGCCGUGGUUGGACGUGACGACCGCGACGCGGUUCAUGGUCUUCGACAGCGCGCUCGACGUCCUCGAGGGCACGCACAAGGCGUCGUUGUUGGGGUACUGCGAUCCGUGCCCCGGAGAGGACGCGUUUUUACGCGUGCGGUACCUGUACCGAGAGAAGCUGCACGAGGUCACCGUCGGCGAGGACGACGAGCUGACGCUGCCG